AUGAAUGUUAACGAGCUGAAUGGAGAUCUACGCGAGUUGUACUGUAAUAGAUCAUCCUUCCAGGUGCCAGACUAUGGCACUAUCAAGACAAAGACUGCCAUAUGGAAACUCGGCCCCAUUUUCUCUGAGCGUGAGAGUUGGGAUGUCAACGAUGACCUCUACCACGCUUACAUUACCGAAGCGGCUGGCGUUUGCGUUGCGACUCAGGUGGAGGGCCCUACUCCGGGCGUACAGGGCAUAGCGAAGAUACGAAUGCAAAUACCGAAUGACUACGAUGUCCCUGCACCUACCAAGCCUCAAAAAUCUAGCUUCCGGACUAGUCUUGAGGUCCUCAGUUUGAAGGAACUGACAGAAGCCGGAAGCACUUGCACUCCAAAGCUUCUGGAUCUUGCCUUUUUUAAACAGAUCCGGAAAAAUGACCCUCUUCCUGGUGGAUUUCUGACGUUUAUUAUAAUGGAAAGGUUGCCUGGGAGAAAUUUGGUCAACUUUCACGAGUUGCCUAUGUCUGAAAGAGACCAAGUCAGACUGGCCUUUGCCAAAACAAUACGGGAGUUUUAUGCCCGAGGAUACACCCACUGGGACCCCCAUCGUCGCAACCUGAUGUGGGACCGCGAGGAUAAAAAAUGCUACAUAAUUGAUCUUGAAGAUGUAUGCCAACUCGACGAUGACUACCCCCGAAAAGUAUUUACGCCAGAGAGAGAUUUCCAGGUCUGGGGGAUUGCAGACCCCGAAAUCAAUACAGGCUCGUUUGGCCUUGACCCAAUGGUCCCGCAUGAUUGCAAGUUCAUCCAGGACCCCGGCGAUGAGGAACUUGAGAAAAUGGCUCGGGAUGUUACUGGGAAGCCAUUGUACUUUGAAAGCAAAAGCCGUGGUGAAUGUCAGCCGUCAGAAAAUACCUCUACCACUGUGGUUGAAUCUUCAUAA
Nannizzia gypsea CBS 118893 is the source of this 924-nucleotide messenger RNA. RefSeq lists its product as hypothetical. The record is from RefSeq and is a predicted model, not a curated record. The transcript has 4 exons. The coding region runs from base 1 to 924 and encodes 307 amino acids. NCBI's taxonomy places the organism in Eukaryota, Fungi, Ascomycota, Eurotiomycetes, Onygenales, Arthrodermataceae.